GCACCUUCCCCCAGGGAUCUAAACCAAUUUUCUCACCAUUGCUAAAUGCUGAACUUCCCUUGUACCCUUGCAGACAUCUUCUGCAGCUGAGGCUCUGAAAUACUGGAGGACACUGCAUCUUCCUCAGGGACACAGGCAAGGGAGAGCUGGAGCCUCUGGGGGGCUUGGAAAGGAAUUGUGGUUGGUGGUCGUCUGAGGAACUUACCUUCACCCCAAUGUUGCUCUGAAAGGAGUCGUGUCCAACAGUCAGGUUUGGUAAGAUGCCUCAGGAACAGUACCCACACCGGAGCACCAUGCAGACCUCAGAAGGACCCCAGGUAUACAAAGUGGGGAUUUAUGGCUGGAGGAAGAGGUGCCUCUAUUUCUUUGUGCUGCUCCUAAUGAUUUUAAUCCUGGUGAACCUUGCUAUGACCAUCUGGAUUCUGAAGGUUAUGAACUUCACAAUUGAUGGAAUGGGAAACCUGAGGAUCACAGAAAAGGGGCUGAAGCUUGAAGGAGAUUCAGAAUUCUUGAAACCUCUCUACGCCAAAGAAAUCAGAUCAAGACCAGGCAACCCACUGUACUUCCAGUCCGCCAGAAACGUCACCGUCAACAUCCUCAACGAGAAGACAAAAGUCCUCACUCGCCUUGUAACAGGUCCUCAAGCAGUGGAAGCACACAGCCAAAAAUUUGAGGUGAAAACCCUCUCUGGAAAAUUGCUGUUUUCUGCAGAUGACAAUGAAGUGGUGGUUGGAGCAGAGAGAUUGAGAGUUCUAGGAGCAGAAGGCACAGUGUUCCCUAAAUCUAUAGAAACUCCCAAUGUCAGGGCAGACCCCUUCAAGGAACUAAGGCUGGAGUCGCCCACGCGCGCGCUGGUGAUGGAGGCUCCCAAGGGCAUCGAGAUCAACGCCGAGGCCGGCAGCCUGAAGGCCACGUGCAGGACAGAGCUCAGGCUGGAAUCCAAAGAUGGAGAGAUAACGUUGAAUUCUGCAAAAAUCAAACUACCUAACUUGCCUCAAGGAUCUUCCUCUUCUGCAGGGUCCAGGCAAAAAAUCUACGAGCUCUGUGUGUGUCCCAAUGGGAGGUUGUUCCUGUCUCAGGCAGGCAGCAGCUCCACCUGCCAGAUAAACACGAGCGUCUGCCUUUGAGAGACAAUUUGCAGUGGGGCAUCGCAGGCAGCACAAAAGCCAGUUCUGGUCUCACAGAUCCAGCUGCCAACUAUUUUUACUAGAACACAGAAAGCCUAUCAAAGACUUCUUUUGUGUGUGCGCGCGCGUGUGUGUGAAUAUAUAUAUAAAAAAUAUAUAUAUAAGAUAUAUAUAUAUAUAUCCUCUGUGUAAAACGAUGUUUCAGUACAAGGAAUCCCAGGGUGACCCUGUUACAUUUGUGUAGCAUUUCUCUUUCCCACGCCAAAAUUUACUGGUACAAUCUGCUGAAUUGGAUCUGAUGCUCCCCUGGACCCCUCUGUAUUAAUACAGUGCAAUGAUCACCCCUCGUUUUUGAUCAGGUUCUCAGAGCAAUGGGAUUGCUGGCUGGGCAAGACCCUGGAACCAAUGCAGACCCACUAACAUCCAAAGGGAAGAGAAGCAUCUCUGAUUAUUUCUGCACCAUUAAAUCAGUGGCAUGAAAAAUAAAUAAUUUCAAAAAGAACAAAAUCACUUACAAUGAUCCAAGAAGUUAAAUUACUCUUUAAUUAUUACUUGAAGCAUGGCUCCCUCUUUGGGGAGAUGGAUGCACUUGGGCAGUAGGAAAGUCCAGACCUUCUUGCUAAAAUAAUAAAUGUAAUUUUCUGAAGGGGUUCAACACUUGGCCUGUACAUGGCCAAAGAUGCCUUGUGCUAUUCAGGUGUGACACGUCAGGUCCAACAUUAACCUAAAAUCAUCUCUGUGCUGGCGAAACUGGUGUUGUAUUUAGUUACUGGAAGGAACCAAAUGGUGAAAGUUGGACUAAGUAGAAAAAUCCUGAACCUCUUUUGUUAACAGGUGUCCUGGAUCACCCCGCCAACUCCCCAUCAACACCUUCAGUUUUGAACAUAUUUGGUGUGAAGGUGUGAAGAUUUGAGAUUUGGACAUUGACUAAAUACCUAUAGAAACAGGGAAAAUCAACUGGAAACUGAGAAAAUCAUAAAAUUGAAUGUAUAAUGCAGAUACUACACCAGGAUUUUUGUCAUGUUUCUUUUCAAGAGAUACAGUUCAAGGUCACUUAGAUUUGGUGGAAACUGCAAAUAUCAGAGAUGCUGACAAUCAAAGACUUUUUUUUAAGGAUUUAUAAAGAUUGUGACAAAGCCAGAUUACUGAAAGGAAGGGCUUUGGAUGCUGGUUCCUCUAGAAUUUGAGUCCCCAAAACUCUGUGGUUGAAUCUUAUCAUGGUUGCAUUUUUUCCGUAUUUUAAAGUCUAGGAGUCACGGGCAGGAUAAAACACAAAAAUCUGAUCUGGUAACAUUUCUUCCACUUUUGAAGUUUUAGAAAAUAAUAAGAAGAUCCAGAUCGUUUAAUUCUGACCCAUAAUUUCAUCCACAUGCAUGGAAAAAUCCUUAAAAAAACCAAAUAUACCAAUUACUGCAGAAGUUUUCAAGUCACAGCAAAUCUCACGAGGACAGCAAGGUUUCUAAGCCACUGAGAUGCUUUUGAAAUAUUACCUCAUGUGCAAAUAAGACAGAUCUGUGCCCAUCCCUAGUGAUAUCUAACCAAAGCUGGUAUUCUUCAAGUGAUCUUCAAGAUAAAACAGCUGACAGAAAUCUUUAGAAAUAAUUUAGCCCAUUCCUUUUUUUACAGCUUUUCACGUAUUUUCUUGUGGUCUCGAGAGUACCAGGGUUUGAUUAUUUUUUUUUUAAUUUUUUUUUUUUUUUAAUUAACAAUUCUGGCUCAAUCCAAAACCGAUUGGACUCAAAGAGAAGGUUUCUAUGGAGUUUAGAUUAGAAGUCUUGCUGCCUAACAAAGCAGCACUCCCAAAAAAAUUUAUUCCUGAAAGAGGAUUGAAUUAUUUCCUUUUACUUCAAUAAUGCUUUCUGAUAAAUUAACGCAUUCAAACUAUUUGUUAAUGAAUGAUUCCUGUAAUUAUUAUGUCUUGAAUCAACAUUUGAAUGCAAAGGGUCACCCAGGGUAACAAUUGUAUUGGGACACAGGACUAUACCAUCUCUGUUCAAAGAGGGGAAUUGUGCCUAUGCCUUAAGUCAAUGCACUCAGCAAGGAGAAGCACAUCAUAUUUAUCUUGUUAUUAAAUCUAGUUUAUUUGGGGGGAGGGGCAGGAGGGUGUCUUGGGAACUGGUUGUGCAACUUCAAACAGAUAUUGAUGAAAUACAUUAAGACUGUAGGGGCACCUAGAAUGAUACAGACUUUUUUUUUUUUUUUUUUUUUUUGCCAUGUUAAAUAUAGCAAAAUACUGUGUAUGUUACCUCUGGGACCAUGACUGAAGUCCCAUUCAUAGUCCUACAUUUACUGUAGAAUUUUUUUCCCUGUUUCAUUGAAUUCUCAUCACUAACCUCAUAGCAAGCACGGCCCAAUCCAUAACCAAAUCCUGUGUGAGCAGUUUGAAGAGACGUGCAGGAAGAGUUCCCUGUAAAAGAACCAGAUUAACUUUCCAGCCCUGGGAGCAUUCAGGUGGGUGAGGAAGGCAGGGCUGAACACAGGGACUGGCCCAUCAGGGAUGCUGUGUCCUGAUUUCUGUGCUCUGCUCCGGUGGCUCAAUCCUCAUCCCUCUGCCACCCUCUGGAUGCUCCCAAUUUCCAUCCCAACAAAUUAAUUUUGAGUGGCUGAUUUUCUCAGUUGGGCUCUUGGAUGAGGUUAUCACCUUCUCAUAUCACAGCAGCCACGAAACUGCCAAGGACAUUCAUAUCUUGGCGUGAAUUUCUGCUGGGCAGCUGUUAGGAAAUGACCUUAACAUCUGUGCCAUCACUGCAGAUGCUUCUCUGAGGUGAACAAAGGGUACCUUAAUUAUGUCUACUGAAAUAAAUUCUUCUUGUUUCGAUAUAUUUUACAGCCAUGUUUCCAUCUUAAAAAACAUAAAAUUCUGUGUUGUGUUGAAAUGUGAGGAGUUGUUGUUAGAAAGAAUGAACCCCUGUAGGACUUGUAGAUCAUUUGAACACCACUUGAGUUUUAAGACAGUGGUUUGGGUGAUGCUGCCUGUGCUGGUCAGCAAGUGGCAAACAUAAAUACAGGCUGGGCAGAGAAUGGGUCAGGAAUAUUCCUGAGGAGAAGGACUUGGGUUGUUGCUUGAAGAGAAGCUCAACAUGACCUGAAGUGUACUCACAGCCCAGAAAUCCAAUCCUGUCCUGGGCUGCAUCAAAAGCAGUUGAGGGAGGGGAUUCUGAGCUCCUGUGACACCCCACCUGCAGUGCUGUGCCCAGCUCUGAGGGUCCCAGUGUCAGAAGGACGGGGACACAUUGGGGUGAGUCCAGAGGAGACCACGAAGAUGCUCUGAGGGCUGAGACCCUCUGGGACUGCUGAGGGUGCUCACCUGGAGAAGAGAAGGCUCCAGGGAAUACCUCAGAGCCCCAUCCAGUGCCUAAAGGGGCUCCAAGAGAGCAGGAGAGGAACUUUUUACAAGGGCAGGGAGUAAUAGGACAUGGAAGAAUGGCUUCAAACUGACAGCAGGCAGAGUUAGGUUAAAUAUUAGGAAGAAGCUCUUUGCUGUGAGGGUGGUGAGGCCCUGGCACCUGUUGCCCAGAGAAGCUGUGGAUGGCCCAUCCCUGGAAGUGUUGGAUGUGGCUUGUAGUAGCCUGGUCUAGAGGAAGGUGUCCCUGCCUCUGGUAGGGGGUUGUAACUGGAUGGUCUUUAAGGUUCCUUCCAUCCCAAACCCUAACCCUAACCCAUUCUAGGAUUCUAUGAAAGCAGAGCAAACAGGACUGUGUCUCAGAUCCCAGGGGAAAAUAACAGGCAUUUUGUUUAAAAAGCUGCCUUCAAACACAUGCAGCCAUCUCCCACUCCAAAGUUGGUUGUGGAGUGGCUGACUCUCCUGUUGGACAAGGCAAGGGCAUGAGAGUCCCUUCCCCUCCUGCCUUGCCCAGAAAUCCCUCACAGUAUCUGUGAGGCUGCUUUUCCCUGAAUCUGUUUAAACCAGAGCUUCCCUGACCAGAAUUUCAUCCAUAUGCUCUACCUACCAUUGAUAAAACGCCAGAAACAAACAAGAGUUGUGCAUUUCAUUGUGAAUCGGGCCUGAAGUUUAGUUUGGUUGAGCAUCUCUAUUUGGAAGAUAGGGUUGAUCUCCAAGUGGAGUUUAGAUUGUUUCUGCUGAGAUCAGUGGAAGAGAUGGUGAUGACUUCAUGGGCUGGGCAGGUGACAGCACUGAGGGGACAUUGCCAGCCCUUGGGGUGGCUGUGGGGCUGAACCAGACCCUGCAUUACACCUGUGAGCACUAAAACCCCACCCAAAUGCUAAUCAAGGGACUGUGCCACCGGUGUCAGUGCACCUGGGAAAGCCAUGCAGGAGUCCUUCAUUUGUGUGUGGUGGCUCUUUAUAGAACUGCAGGACCUUGUCCAGCUUGCUGUAAAUGUGACAGUUUAGGAAAGGGUCAGGAGAAUGACAGUCAGUGCUCACCUGUGACUGGAACCUUAUCCAUAUGUAGUGUGUGACCCUUCUGUCAUAGCUGAGGUAGGAUGGUGCUUUUAAAGCAAGACUUUGCCCUUAGCAAAAGCAGAGGUCCUGAUAAUGGCUGUACAUCUGUAUCCAUUCCCCACGUUUCUUUGUGGGUUUUUUGGCUGUUGGUUUGUUUGGGUUUUUUAUUCAUUUUGAAGCAUAUUACCCCAGAGUCAGUGAAAUGGGCAGCUAAAGAGUACAAAGAAAUGUUAACAGUAAAGGAAGUCAUCAGGAGGGGAAGCCAGUAACUACUACAAUAUGUAUAAAGCCUCUCCUCAGUGUUCAUUUUUAGAAAACUGAGUAUGUGCGAGAGUGAUUUGUAUUUGGUUACCUCAGUCAUGUGCUGACAAACAGCUGUGUUCUAGAAGGGUUGUGGGUUUUUUUUGUCCUCUUAUGAUAAAUACCACAUUGCACAAACAAAAAGUUUGAAGGAGUUAUCCUAAAAAUAGAAUCUGCAAUAUAUGGUAUAGCAAAAUGAUGGCUAAAUAAAAAACCCUCCCUAGAAAUUGCUCCAAGGUUGAAGGGAGAUUCCUGUGGAACCUGUGAAGGCUAGCUCACAUCACAACCUGGUGAAAAUCCAUUUUGUUGUCAUCAGAUGCUCACACAUGCACACAAAUAUACACACACACUCAUGUACACUUGUUUACAACAAAAGCCAAUUCUCUUUAUAUUUGUUCUUAUGGCUUUAAGUUUCACAUUGCAAAAGAGAGUGAGACAAAGACCAAAGACUUCAAGAAAUUCAUCCCUCUCUGGUUGCCCUCACACCUGAAAUGCAUUAACUUUAAUGGUGCUUUUUCUGAACUGGGCUGGAAAAAUGCAGGUGUAUCAUAAAGCUGCAUUUGGGAGAAUAAAGUGGCAGGAAGGCUCUAACUUGGUUAACAGGAAGAGGAUGGAAUAAUGUGAAAUGUGUGCAGAGGGAAAGGUUACCUGAAAUUUGAAAUGUGGAGAAACAGCCCAGAGAAAGCUUAAAGACAUCAUCCUGGGCUGAAAGGAUAAAUAAACUGAGUAAAUGGUGCUAGCUGCUCACUCGAGCAUUAGCAGGGCAGGAGCUCCAGUGGCUGCUCAGUGGAGAAGAGUAACUGCUGCAAUGAUUUCAUUUUAGAAGUACCUACAGUAAAAACAUUAAAAACAAACAAACAAACAGAAAAAAAAAAAAAAAGUUAGAGGCUGUGCUCUUUUUUAUGGCUGACAUUUUAAAUUUUGAAAUGUCAUCAUCCAGAAUUCACUCCAGCAAGCGCAGGGUGUGUUCCUGCCAAGCUUUGCCAAGCGCUGCUUUGGUACUUUUUGAAUGUGAAAAUAGCAGCCUUUUUAUUGCCCUGGCUGUUCAGGAACGUGAUCCUGGCAACAGUUCCCUUCUCCUCAUUUUAACCAUUUUUUUUCCUCUGCUCUGAAAUUGCUGUGUAAUGUUUUGGUAGCUGGUGUCCUGCUCUCAAAUCCAGCAGCCCCCAAGCCUGCAUCGUGUCACAUCUCAGUCACACAGAGCCCCAAAACCUGCGUGUAGCAGUGGCAUGACCCUAAAACUGGGGACUUGCAGGUAAAUUCUGCCUGGCAGUUGCUGUGUAUUCACAGCUGAUGUAGCCAAGUUUAUGGCUGUGAGUGCAGCAGGAUUAAACACUGACGUGGUACUGAGGUUAUUCAAGCAAGAGUGGAGUGAAUUAAACAAGGCAGGUAGGAGGGAAGGGGAAGAAAUUGGGAGAGACAUCACCCUAAUCACAGUAAUGCAGUCAACAUCUCUGUCCCUUUGCACUAUUAUACCUUAAAUUAAUAACAUCCAUUUUACUAAAUAUGGUAGCAAUUAUGCUUGAUCUUUUCAUGGAGCUCGGUGGAAUUACUGUCACUGAAACCACUUACAGCUCGGGCUGUUCAAGAUUGCUGGGGUGUUGUUUCCAUCCACAAUAACCACAGUGGCUUGGGGCUUGGAUGGAAAUUGUAGUGAAUAGCUUGUAUUUAGAAAGCUUUUAAGUCUGCUGUGGUUGAGAGGCCCCUGGUUAUGCACAUCCAGCCCUGAGGCUUUAUCAUUUCAGCCUCUCUUGUCUUGCCACUUGAAUUGUAUUGUGCCCUUGUGAAAAGCGACACACGGUAUAAAGAACACAGGAAAAGAUGGAUAUUUAAAGCUGCAGGAUUUUUAUCUGAAAUGAAGAAGGAAAUACAAUCAGAGUGCCCCACUGAGAUUUCCCAUCCAAAUCACACUAAACUAGAGGGGCAAGUCCCUUAAAAAUUAAUUUGCUACAAGUGUCAUUCCUGCAGCAAAGUUAGCACUGGUGUCUCUCACAGGAAAUGUCUCACCUUAUUGCAGCUGGAAGCCCUGUGGUGGCUGGGAUUUUGUGCCACCAGUCAGGAGUGAUGGUUUGCCUCUUCAGAGGAAAUCAGGUUUCCUUUGAGGCAGCCAAUCUCCAUGGAUUGAGCUUUUGUUAGCUUUUAACAGGGAUUAAAGAAUAGGAGGGGUAAGUCCACUGUGAAAUGAUACGUAAUUGUGUGUUUGCCUCAUUUAGUUGGUUGAAACUAUCCACCAGGAAGAGAAAAUAUCAGGAGAAAUUUCUGUGAAAAUGUUACAUUUACAUUGUGCCACCAAAUGCUUCAGAUAAAAACAUGCAGCUUUAGCUAAACUAUCUUUUCUUCUGAGAUUAAAAAGGACUCUUUGGAGCAUCUCAUCGGGUCCUACCCAAAUGGAAAGUUUUACCAUUCCUAACAUAUUUGUCAUUAUAGGAACAGGCUCAUUGCAAAGCACAAGUCAUGUGCAUCUUUGCAUGUAACAGGAAUUUUAAAUUGCAUUGCACUGUUACAUUUUUUCCCCAUUUAAAGGCUUAACCAUUGAUAGGAGAUAGAGCCCCCUGAAAAUGUAGUUCUAAAUGCAUUAUCCUCUUCUAAAGCAAUGUAUGUCCUUUGGUCUUUUAAAAAUUUCCUCAUAAUGGAGUCCUUGAAACAUCUUGAGGCAGGCUCACUCUGGAGAGCAAGAGAGUAAUUAUUUGUGGGUGGUGUUAUUUUUGCUGAAGCUUGGAUUGUAGCUGAAAAAAAAUGUUGGUGUUAGAGCUUCUCCCACACUCCUUUAUCUGCAAACCCCACCAGCCCCCCACACUGGGGCUGGAGCUCUCCAGGGUGGCUGCCUCAGAGCAGGGAAUGAUCCCAAGCACAGCCUGAUGGUUUUGUCUCAGCUGGGUCCUGCUCUGGUCCUGUGCACUCAGAAUCAGCUGUCACAGAGAAUGAGACACUAUGGCAGUUCCAGGGGUUCUGCAGACGGUACAAGAUGAUGUGUAGCUGCAGCCUGAGCGGGGUAAAUGAUGCUGGUGGUUGUUGGGUGCUGUUCUCUCAAGCCUUUGGGGCCACCUUGAGAGCAGCAGCUCCUGAGGGCAGGCACUGCUGGGGGAAUUCACUUCUGUGGGUUAUCAGAGUGAGCAUGGAUGUAAAGAUGAACAAAUACUGUAAAGUAAGAGCGUGCCAGAAACCUCAGGAAGGGCAGAUGUGAGCAAUCACUGUCCACUGUGUUUGUCAGAGAAGGGCUAAAUGGACAGCAUGCACACCUGGGUUCCUCCCUAGGACAGAGCUGUUCCUGAGCUGUGACCCAGACCUCGCUCUGGAUCUGUGGUAGAUUGCAGCAGGGAAAGGAUUGACCUGCUGGAUCUGGAUUUUGCUUGUUUUAUUUUUUCUCCCACCCAAUCUUUGAAUUAGUUUCCCUGUGAGCAAAUGCCAAUAGAGUUGUCAAUAUUCAGCCCCCAAAAAAAAAAGCUCUGUAUAGGUAGAGCCAACAGCAAAACAACAUUCAGUGCUAGUCAAAGCAAACCCUGUUCAUCUACAGCAGCAGCAUAAAAGGCAUGACCCCUGUGCUACAGCAGUUUUCAUCUUUGAUGGGAAAACACCUUGUCUGACCUCUACACUGAAAACCACCAAUGACCUUGAUCGUGUAAACAGGACAAAAUGAAUUUAAAGUCUUAUCACAGUUCUCAUGACAAAAUUCAGAUUUGUUUGGCUUUUUUUUUCUUUUUAAUUUAUGUAUGUGUGUGGUUGUGUGGGAAAAUAAAGCUUUUUUGUAUCAAAUAACAUCAAUCCUUGCACACUCUAUGCAAAAUUUUGUAAGCAUUGCAAUAAUGCUAUGAAUUACACAAGGAACUAUUUUAACUUUAUUACACUUUCUGUAUAAAAAAAAAAAGUUUGUAUUUAAAUGAUUUCA
This is a messenger RNA of Pseudopodoces humilis (Tibetan ground-tit), 9717 nucleotides long. The record is from RefSeq and is a predicted model, not a curated record. NCBI's taxonomy places the organism in Eukaryota, Metazoa, Chordata, Aves, Passeriformes, Paridae.